This is a messenger RNA of Medicago truncatula (barrel medic), 1932 nucleotides long. Its product is annotated as soyasapogenol B glucuronide galactosyltransferase. The coding region runs from base 112 to 1620 and encodes 502 amino acids. Gene Ontology annotation, molecular function: UDP-glucosyltransferase activity. The record is from RefSeq and is a predicted model, not a curated record. NCBI's taxonomy places the organism in Eukaryota, Viridiplantae, Streptophyta, Magnoliopsida, Fabales, Fabaceae. The transcript is spliced from 2 exons.
AAUAAUCAUUUAUCUUUCUUUUGUUUUAGAGUAUACAAACAUUCGAACAUCAUCAUUAGUAGGAAAAAAUAACAUUAUCACUACCUCAAUUAAAACAAAAUCUAAUUUCUAAUGGAAUCCUUUGGUGUGAAAGUUGAAGAAGAAACAAUGUUAAAAGCUGUUUUUCUUCCCUUUAUAUCAAAAAGUCACCUCAUUUUCGUAGUAGACAUAGCAAGGCUUUUUGCUAUGCAUAAUGUGGAUGUUACCAUAAUCACCACACCAGCAAAUGCAGCCAUUUUUCAAACCUCCAUCGACCACGAUUCAAGUCGCGGUCGGUCCAUUAGAACUCACAUUGUCAAGUUUCCACAAGUACCUGGUUUGCCACAAGGAAUGGAAAGUUUCAAUGCUGACACUCCUAAAGACAUAAUUUCCAAAAUCUAUCAGGGACUUGCCAUUCUCCAAGAGCAAUUCACACAACUAUUUCGUGACAUGAAACCUGAUUUCAUAGUCACUGACAUGUUUUAUCCUUGGAGUGUUGAUGUUGCUGAUGAAUUGGGAAUUCCAAGGUUGAUUUGUAUUGGUGGAAGUUACUUUGCUCAUUCUGCAAUGAACUCUAUUGAACAAUUUGAACCUCAUGCCAAAGUUAAAUCGAAUAGCGUAAGUUUUCUGCUUCCUGGGUUGCCUCACAACGUGGAAAUGACGCGUUUGCAACUUCCGGAUUGGCUUAGAGCACCAAAUGGUUAUACUUAUUUGAUGAAGAUGAUCAAAGAUUCAGAGAAAAAAAGCUAUGGAUCAUUGUUUGAUAGCUAUUAUGAGAUUGAAGGUACUUAUGAGGACUAUUACAAGAUAGCCAUGGGAAGUAAGAGUUGGAGUGUGGGACCAGUUUCUUUGUGGAUGAACAAAGAUGAUUCAGAUAAAGCUGGUAGAGGACAUGGUAAAGAAGAAGAUGAAGAAGAAGGGGUGCUUAAGUGGCUUGAUUCAAAGAAAUAUGAUUCUGUUCUUUAUGUUAGUUUUGGGAGCAUGAACAAGUUCCCUACUCCUCAACUUGUUGAAAUAGCUCAUGCACUUGAAGAUUCUGGCCAUGAUUUCAUUUGGGUUGUUAGGAAAAUCGAAGAUGCCGAAGACGGUGAUGAUGGUUUUUUGAGUGAGUUUGAGAAGAGAAUGAAAGAAAGAAACAAAGGCUAUUUGAUAUGGGGUUGGGCACCACAGCUUCUGAUACUAGAGCAUGGUGCAGUUGGAGCUGUUGUGACUCAUUGUGGGUGGAACACUAUUAUGGAAAGUGUAAAUGCAGGUUUACCAUUGGCUACUUGGCCAUUGUUUGCUGAACAGUUUUUCAAUGAGAGAUUGUUGGUUGAUGUGUUGAAGAUUGGUGUGGCAGUUGGAGCAAAAGAAUGGAGAAAUUGGAAUGAGUUUGGGGAUGAUGUGGUGAAGAGGGAGGAUAUAGGAAAGGCAAUAGGUUUAUUGAUGGGAGGUGGAGAAGAGUGUUUAGAAAUGAGGAAAAGAGUUAAAGCACUUAGUGGUGCUGCAAAGAAAGCUAUUGAGGUUGGUGGUUCUUCUUAUACUAAGUUGAAAGAACUAAUUGAGGAGCUUAAGUCAUUUAAACUUGAAAAGAUUAACAAGAAAUUGGUAUCAGUAACUUAGUAAGAAUCAUUCUACAUUGGAACUGUGUUAGACCUCUUAUUAUUAUAAAACUAUAUAAGAGGGGAUAUCAAAGUUAGUGAUGCAAUUAUGUUUUUAAUUUAUAUUAUACCAGUUAAUUAUGUGUGUGUUUUUGUUUUGGGAAGUUAAUUAAGUGGUUAUUAGGAAGUUAAUUAAGUGGUCAUUUUCAAGUGUGUCUUCUGUUCUGUUUUUUCUUUGUAACAAUGUCUAUGUAAUCAUUGUAUUUGUAUGAAAUUCUGAUUGAGAAAUCCUUUGUCUAGAGGUUAGAUCAAUAAUAUUAUUUUGUUAGUCAUA